Vicia faba (fava bean) is the source of this 1617-nucleotide messenger RNA. The record is from the annotation of a GenBank genome assembly. NCBI's taxonomy places the organism in Eukaryota, Viridiplantae, Streptophyta, Magnoliopsida, Fabales, Fabaceae.
AUGGACGAAGGCAAAGGAAGAAAGCACGGUGAAACCACCGAUCCCGAUGAUCAGUCCAACGGCAAGAAAGUUACACCCGCCGUAGCUGACGAAGAUUACAAUGAACAUUACGGUAAUAUGGAUAUUGGUCCGGGUUUCCUUCAACCUUUGCCAAUGAAUAAGGCUUCAGGAGUUAAAAACAAAGAAGUUGAACGUAAGAAUCCGCCACCGUCACCCCCACCACCACGACCGCGGCCGUUUCUGUCAGUUCAAAAUGCAGGUGGGGUUUCUUUACCAGGUACAAGUGGAACUGGGCAAAAGCAACCAAUUGAUUUUGUGCGAGGAGGAAAUAGUUUGUUUUUCUUGGGUGGAUUGCACUGGUGGACUACUGACGCUGAUCUCGAAUACGAGCUUUGUAAGUAUGGAAAAGUUAGGGAUUUAAGAAUUUUUCUUCAUGAAGAUUGUGGAAAAUCCAAAGGGUAUUGUCAGGUUGAGUUUUAUGAUCCUUUAGCUGCAGCUGUUUGUAAGAAAGGGUUGGUUGGACAUAAGUUUAACGGUAGGCCGUGUAUUGUUUCUUCGUCUCGGACGCCUUUUCUUGGUACGAAUCAACCUGAUGUGGAUAAUGGUGGAAAGAAGGAGCCUAAUGAGGUUGAGGCUACUAUCAACCAAGGUGGAGAUGGGGAUAAUCAGGGAAAGAAGGGGCCUGAUGAGGUUGAGGCUACUAAGCCUGGUGAUGGUAUCAAAAAAGGUGGAGAUGGGGUUAAUAGAGGUUAUGGAAGAUGUAAUUGGGGGAGAGGGAACAAUCUUGGGGUGGGGAAUAGAGGAUAUGGUAAUCCGGUGUGGAUUCGGGGAGGUGGAACGGGUGGUUCCAUGGGUAGAAUGGGUGGUGCUGCCCCACGAAUGUUGCCGCGUCCUCGGAUGGGUGCCAUGAGUAAAAUGGGUGGUUAUGCAGGCUUUCCCGGUGGCCCAAUACCUCUGUUCCCCGGGAUUUUUCCUUCACAACCUGGUGUUGGUUUGCGUGGUCUAGCACCUUAUGGUAAUUAUUCCUUCUAUGGAAGAGGGAUUCCUAGGCAUGGUACGGGGAUGAUUCCGCCGUCAGGUAUUGGAAUGCAGCCGGUUCCAGAUACGGGAAGAUUGGGUGGUGAUCAACAUGGUGGAGGCAAGGUUGCAGGGGCGAGUUAUGGGGAGGAAGCUGCAUCUGACCAUCGGUACGAUGAGGUGAAUCGUGAUAGAGGUGAUUUGCCUAAUGCUAGGCGAGAAAAAGAUAGAGUAUCGGAGAUGGAUUUGCCCGGUACUUCUGAAAGAACGUUCAAGGAUGAUAGAGUUCCUGAAUUUGACAGAUAUGUGCCUAGUGAAAAUGAUCCAGAGUAUGACCAUGAAGAAAUAGGGAACCUUGAUGAUACAGAAAUUAGUCGUGCACGAUCUCAGGAUAGUGAUAUAGACCGUGAACGUGCACGAUCUCUAGACCAUGUCCCUGAUCGCGAAGAUAGGGGCAGAUAUCCUGAUCAUCAUAGAUUCAAAGAUGACGCGCCACAGAACAAUGAUGAGCGGGAGAGGGGACAGCUGUCAAGGGCUAGCAUCAAAUCACGAUUAUCAUACCCGACUAGAAAAUAUUCACACAAUGGAAAAAGGAGAUAG